Molecule: messenger RNA, 1591 nt
Organism: Procambarus clarkii (red swamp crayfish)
Lineage: Eukaryota; Metazoa; Arthropoda; Malacostraca; Decapoda; Cambaridae
Source: RefSeq, a predicted model, not a curated record
AUGCACUCUCCCAUUCCAGCGACGAACCCGCUGCUGACAGCCAUCAAGACCAACAACACCGCCUUCACCAACCUGCUGCUGGAUGUUGGCGCGGACGUCAACCUUGGCGCCAACGACGAGAUACCGAUCAUUGAAGCCAUAAAGAUGAACAAGAAGAAGCUGACGGAAACACUGCUACAGCGGAACCCAACUCUCGACAUUUAUGACGGAACAGGACUGACGCCACUGUUGGCUGCCAUUGAGAGGAACGACACGUCGCUGGCCAGGGACCUUCUGCAGCAGGGAGCGACCACUAACUACAGUAGCAGCACAGGAGAUUUACCACUUAUCGAGGCUAUAAAUCGAGGCAAUAGAGAUAUGAUUAUGUUGUUGGUGAACGAAGGAGCAAAUGUGAACGCAGUCGACAGUAGAGGCAUGAUUUCUCUCCUGGCCGCCAUCGCUACAAAAAACUUAGAAGUGCUCAGGACUCUCCUGGAUGCUGGAGCAAACAUAAACAUCAUAAGUGGAAGAAUUAAAAACCCGCUAGUUACAGCCAUCAAGACAAACAUCACAGCGCUGGUCACACUUCUACUUGAUAGAGGAGCAUUGGUGAACGUCAUUGCACAAGACCCUCCGCUGAGCGAGGCUGCCAAACUGUGCAACAUGGAAAUGGUGAAGGCGGUGCUGCUCAGGUGUCCACACACCUCCCUCGUCAACCCUGCAUCAGGAAGGACUGCCGCUCAGGAGGCCUCGCUCCGGGGAUGUUCCGCCGUUGCAGCACUCAUUGACAAUAAGCUGGCAGAGUGUUCGAGGUGUCCCUAUCACUGUGUGAGAUGUCCUGCUGGGACAACGGACUACGUCGACAGGUCCGGACUACAGGGAGGUCAACACAGUCUGCCCUCUGGUGUGGUGGGCAAUACAACCCGGCUACCCUGCCCUGCUUCCGGUUAUGUCACCUGGACUUGUUCUGAGAACGGCAGCUGGGUACGCAGUGAUUUAAGCACUUGCUUAGAUGUCGCUACCACCUCGAUAGAAUUGACUACUGCCUCUACUGACUUUCCUACCGAGUCUAGUGAACUUUUUACCUCCACUGACCCAUAUGCCACAGAAACGAGCUCAUUUUCUCCCGACACCACAUCGUCUCCUAGUAGUGACACAGACACAAAACCCACAGACUCUUCCUCAAUCUCCUUAGGUGACUCAAACACUUUUACUUCCUCAAAUUCCACUAGCUUGACCACCCCUGAGACCUCUUCCGAUUCCACUGUUACUCCUGCCACCUACUCCUUCACUCCCACGACCGACAUUACGCCAGAGGAUGAUGAUACUUCAAUAUACCCAGGUAAGAUAAUUAACGAGUCAUUGUGCAGUAGUUUUUGAUUGAAGAGUAAGUUAAUUAUUUGAGUCUGCGCCGGACAUAUAGAUUUCCAGCACCAAAUGAGGUGAGAAACCGCUAAGCAAAUAUGACAGUAUAGAAAUUGUAUGAGAUAUUAGGAAAAUAAGUUUGGAUAUGAGGACAAGGACGCUGGGUAGGACGGUUACCUUGAGGUGCUUCCGGGGCUUAGCGUCCCCGCGGCCCGGUCGUCGAUCAGGCCUCUUGGUUGCUGGACUG